AUGUGCCUCAACUACGAGGUGCGCGUGCUGUGCUGCAAGACCCCUGAAGGCUGCCCCCUCUCCUCCAUGAUCCCGUACGUGACUUCACCCAGCAAGACCUCAUUUCUGGCACCGUCCUCUUCUGCCCCAUGGUGGCCCAGCUCUACAGCUUCCUCUCAUCGAAGCUGCUUCUGCAGUGUUUCUGGCCAGCUCUACCGCGCGGGAUCUGUCAUUUACCGCCAGACAGACCUCACUGGCCACUGCUAUCAUGCCCUGUGCAACCAGGACUGCCAAGUGAUCAGAAGGGUGGACCAGGACUGUCCCUCCACCACGCCGCCCCCCACUCCAGCCACAACCUCUGUGGGGACCUCCACCUCUGCUCCUGUCACUACAGGGGGUUGCCCAAAUACAAUUCCCCCGAGAAAGAGAGGCGAGACCUGGGACAUGCCCAACUGCUCUCAGGCCACCUGCGAAGGCAACAACACCAUCACUGUGAGACCCCGCAAGUGCCCCCAAGUGAAGAAACCCACCUGCGCCAAUGGCUACCCGGCUGUGAAGGUGUCCAGCCAAGACGGCUGCUGCCAGGACUACCAUUGCCAGUGUGUGUGCAGUGGCUGGGGUGACCCCCACUACAUCACCUUCGAUGGCACCUACUACACGUUCCUGGACAACUGCACCUACGUGCUGGUGCAGCAGAUCGUGCCUGUGUACGGCCAUUUCCGUGUGCUCAUCGACAACUACUUCUGCGACGCCGAGGACGGGCUCUCCUGUCCCCAGUCCAUCAUCGUGGAGUACCACCAGGACCGGGUGGUGCUGACCCGCAGGCCAGUGAACGGGGUGAUGACCAACCAGAUCAUCUUCAACAAGAAGGUGGUGAGCCCUGGCUUCCAGAAGAACGGCAUUGACGUCUCCCGCAUUGGCAUCAAGAUGUACGUGACGAUCCCAGACAUCGGCGUCCAGGUCAUGUUCACCGGCCUCAUCUUCUCGGUGGAGGUGCCUUUCAGCAAGUUUACCAACAACACCGAGGGGCAGUGCGGAAUGUGCUGGGCACCCCAAGCCACAUGCCUGAGGCUCUCACCUGUCCCCAACAAGAGGAAGCAGCCGUUCUAUGAAGGCUGUGUCUUCGACCACUGCCACAUGAACGACUCAGCGGUGGUGUGCUCCAGCCUGGAGCUGUACGCCUCGCUCUGCACGUCCUCCGGCGUCUGCAUCGACUGGAGGGACCACACCAAUGGCACAUGCUUGUUCACCUGCCCUGCUGACAAGGUGUACCAGGCCUGUGGCCCAUCCAACACCUCGUACUGCUACGGAAAUGACAGCACCAACCUCCUGGUUCUUCAGGAGGCUGGCACCCUCACAGAAGGCUGCUUCUGUCCCGACGGCGAGACCCUUUUCAGCACCAGUAUCAACGUCUGCGUGCCCCAGGCCUGCAGCUGGUGCCUGGGGCCCCACGGAAGGCUGGUAGAG
This is a messenger RNA of Galeopterus variegatus (Sunda flying lemur), 1446 nucleotides long. RefSeq names its product mucin-5AC-like. The transcript is spliced from 9 exons. The record is from RefSeq and is a predicted model, not a curated record. Lineage: Eukaryota; Metazoa; Chordata; Mammalia; Dermoptera; Cynocephalidae. The annotation marks the transcript as partial. Gene Ontology annotation, cellular component: extracellular matrix.